UGAAGAUGGUGAAGAUUCUGCUCUCUUUGCUUUUACUGGCUGCUCUUACCGAGCGAGUCUCAGCCCUGGUUCGGGAACACUUUUAUGUGGAGGAUAACAUAGAGUGGAGCGAAGCCCAGACAUACUGCAGGACAAACUAUAAAGACUUAUCCACCUUUAGCAGUGAAGAGGAGUAUUCGAGGUUCUUGGACACAACAGGAUAUCUACUCUUUGGUUGGAUCGGCUUGUACCAGGAAAGAGGUGCAUUGAAAUACAAACAGUGGUCUGAUGGUAACCCAGUUACAUACACACUGCUGACAAACACAACAACUAGUUAUGACCAGUGUGUGUUUGUCGACAGCACCGGGGCCUGGAAUGUUGGUGAUUGCUCAUCAAUCAUUGGGCCGAUGUUUUGCUACAGAGUGCCAGAUCUGGUCUUAGUAAAACAGAAUAAAAGCUGGGAGGAUGCAUUGGAGUACUGCAGGCUUAACUACAUUGACCUGGCCAGCCUGACCUCACUCACUGAUUUGCAGACGGCUGAAAAACUUGUAAAUUCCACUACAGUUAAAGUCUGGACAAGCUUGCGGUUCCUCGCCGGAGAUUGGUUCUGGGUUAACAAUGAGACUUUGGACAGCCAGAUGUCGUUGCCUUCAUGUCCCAUCUCCCCAAACCACUGUGGAGCUCGAAACUUCAAGACUGAUAGCUGGGACUUUCAAGACUGUGACAAGAAACUCUAUUUCUUCUGCUAUACUUAGAAAUCGACAGAUUACGUUGAUGCCGCUAUAGACAAUGAAGAGUAGUCGGGAUGGACUUUAUCAGUUCCCAAAAAGUUCCUCAAUGUAUACACAAAAGAUUUUGUCCUGAUUUUACAGUGUAUUAAACAAAUUCUCAGGAAGCAUGUUAACUAAUUUGUUGGAUUUAUUUCAUUUAGUUUUCCCCUUUCAGAUUUCAGUUCUUAACAUUUUUAUUUUGAUCUUGGUCC
Molecule: messenger RNA, 961 nt
Organism: Paramisgurnus dabryanus
Lineage: Eukaryota; Metazoa; Chordata; Actinopteri; Cypriniformes; Cobitidae
Product: lymphocyte antigen 75-like
Source: RefSeq, a predicted model, not a curated record